This is a messenger RNA of Copidosoma floridanum, 2298 nucleotides long. RefSeq names its product L-asparaginase. The record is from RefSeq and is a predicted model, not a curated record. Gene Ontology annotation, biological process: amino acid metabolic process. Gene Ontology annotation, molecular function: protein binding; asparaginase activity. NCBI's taxonomy places the organism in Eukaryota, Metazoa, Arthropoda, Insecta, Hymenoptera, Encyrtidae.
UGUGUUAAAAUUUAAUUCACGUUGAUUAAUAAGACUUGCGACUUGAAAUGUCAAAUAAGGAUGAUAAAAAAAAAAAAAAAGUUAGGAAUGCCUUGUAAAAUGAGUUUUCAAGUCACAAUUGUAGAAACAAAAAAAAUGUAGUUUUGCUAAGAGUGAAUGUGUGUAUAUAAGGGAACAAUUUUGCACAUCGAUGCAAUGUGUUUAUUGCAAGACUGUCGAUUAAUGAAGAAAGGUCAGUCGGUCAAAUGGUGUACAACUGUGCAGGACAGCAAAACCAUUGUGCGGUAUUGACAUUCAUCAACAGACGAAUGACUGGAUUCUAGUGCAUUUGUGUCAAGUUUAGCUCUCUCAAAGUCAAAGAUUUACACAAUGAGCGACUCAGGUGUAAUUGACAAGAUUGGUGCAAGUUUGUCUCCUUCCAGUAAUGGAAAAUCAUUUCAUGAAUUCGAUCACAUAAACUUAACAAAUCACGUGCUAGAUAAAUCAGAGAAUAAGAUUAGUAUGAGGAAAAAUUUAUCUACCGGAGCAUUUUCUCAAGAAACUAAGCCUGAAGGCAAAGUACUUGUCUUGUACACUGGAGGAACUAUUGGGAUGGUCAGAAAUAAAGAUGGAGCCCUGGUACCCAUAGCCAAUGCUUUUGUUAAAACUCUCAGGAAAUACCCUAAUUUACACGACAAACAGUAUGCUGAAGCAAGAUUUGGACCAAUGGGGCCUCUUGUGUUACCAAUGACUGACACUGACUCAAGAAGAAUAAUUUACGAUGUUCAAGAAUAUUCACCUCUAUGUGAUUCUAGUAACAUGAGAAUGGAUGAUUGGAUAAAAAUAGCAUGUGAUGUGAAGGAAUCUUACGAACACUUUGAUGGUUUUGUUAUUUUACAUGGCACUGACACAUUAAGCUACACAGCUUCAGCACUGUCCUUUAUGCUCGAGGCACUGGGAAAAAUCGUUGUAUUGACUGGUUCACAAGUGCCAAUUUUUGAUACUAGAAGCGACGGUCUUGAUAAUUUUGUAACGUCCCUCGUCAUCGCAGCCAAUUAUAAUAUUCCUGAAGUCUGUAUUUUUUUUGGAUGCCGUCUGAUGAGAGGAAAUCGCACAACAAAGUCGUCCGUCACAGCAUUUGAUGCUUUUCAUUCACCCAAUGCUGCACCUCUUGCAACUGCUGGUGUAAAGAUAGAUGUGGAUUAUCGCUCGAUUUUCCGAACGUGCAUCUUAGAAAAAUUUCACGUGCAUACAACGUUAAAUAAAAAUGUUGGUUUAUUGCGCCUAUUUCCCAGUAUUACCGCCGAACUGAUAAGAGCUUUUUGUUCGAAUCUGGAGGGUGUAGUUUUGCAAACUUACGGUGCAGGUAACGUACCGUCGAAUCGACAGGAUAUAAUAGAAGAAUUUAAAUCGGCAGCAGACCGAGGAGUGAUUAUUGUAAACAUCACUCAGUGCGUGGAAGGUAGCGUAUUAUCAAUGUACGAGGCAGGCACAAUAUUAGAAAAUGCUGGAGUGAUAUCGGGUUUCGACAUGACUCCAGAGGCAGCUCUUACAAAGCUCUCAUACAUACUGUCCAAGUCAGAAUGGGACACGAAGACAAAGCGCUCAAUGAUGGAAACGAGUCUACGGGGCGAAUUGACUGCUGGCAGAUCGAUUGCUCUUCAAGAUUGGGAUUUAGUCGAUGCUGUUGGACGAUCAUUGCGAAUAAGCUCACCGGCCGAGUUCAAAGAGCUGGGCUCCAUUCUUUUUCCCGCUAUGAUGAACGCUGCAGUUAUGGCCAAAGAUAUCUCAAAACUCACGUCACUAAAAGGAUAUGGAGCAGAUAUAUCGCAAACAAAUGCCGAUAACAGAACAGCCUUGCACGUUGCUUGCUGCGAAGGCGAUAUCUCAGUUGUUCGUUAUCUCUUGAAGAUGGGAGCUAAUGUUCACAUUAAAGAUCGAUUUAAUCGCACACCGUUGACGGACGCCAUAGAACACGAUUAUCACGAGAUGAUAAAGUUAUUACGCCAGUGUGGUGCUCAUUUGCACGAACGUGGAUCAAAAAUUGGUGAGCGUUUGUGUGCAGCAGCAGCCGUAGGUAACGAGAAGCGCCUGGUCUCGUAUCACAUAGCUGGCGCCGAUCUCUCUCAGCCAGAUGUAUCGGGCAGAACGGCUUUGUACGUGGCUGCGCUACACGGGUAUACUACCGCCGUGCAGCUUCUCUUAGAACAUGGUGCUGAUCCACAAGCAAGUGACAUGCUCAAACAAACAGCCCUGGACGUUGCUCAAAAACCGGAAGUCAAAAAACUCAUCGCUGACUACAUGAAGGUUUGAAAGUUA